Molecule: messenger RNA, 4584 nt
Organism: Dracunculus medinensis (Guinea worm)
Lineage: Eukaryota; Metazoa; Nematoda; Chromadorea; Rhabditida; Dracunculidae
Source: the annotation of a GenBank genome assembly
UUUUUAUACGCAGUGAAGGAUUCAAAAAUCGACAUUUUUCAUAAAUGUAUCACGAAAGGAAUCGACAUUUCCUGCAAAACUAAACCUCGAGGUCAGUUACCGUUGCAUUAUGCGUGCACUCGUUCAUCUGCUCGUGUAGCACGUAUUGUUACGUUUUUAUUGCAAAAGCUUGAUUCACGCUUGACCGAAGAUCUACAUAAAUAUCUACCGAUUAAUUACGCAGUUCUCACUGGUAACAUUCCAGUUAUAAAGAUUCUUUUAAGCGAAAAUGGUAUUCAACAAAUCAAGCAUACUGAUGAGAAUGGAGAUACGUUAUUGCAUUUGGCAUGCAGAGUGGGAAAUGAAACAGCUCUUAAAAUGAUAACUGAAGUUGGUGGAGUGAAUGUAAAUGAUAAAAAUGCGAAAGGCUGGACUCCUUUACAUGAAGUUGCCUAUAAUGGUAAUGAAGUUUUAUUAAAGCAAUUAUUUCGACUCAAAGCAGACGCUAAUAUUAUUGAUAAUGAGGAACGUACGGCUUUACAUAUUGCUGCAGAACGCGGCCAUACGAAAAUCGUCGAGACACUUGUCGAUAAAUUUGGGAGUUCAGUACGAGCACGUACGCAAGAUGGUAGUACAUUGCUGCAUGUUGCAGCUCUUAGUGGUCAUGCAGAUACAGCUUUGGCAUUCCUAAAGCGUGGUGUGCCCCUAUAUAUGCCCAAUAAAACAGGCGCUUUGGGUUUGCAUUCUGCAGCAGCAGCUGGUUUCACUGAUGUCGUACGAGUGCUGAUUUUACGUGGUACAAAUGUGGAUAUUCGGACGAAGGAUAAUUUUACGGCUUUACAUGUUGCCGUACAAUAUGGAAGAGCUUCUGUUGUAGAAACAUUAUUAGGAUUUGGUGCUGAUGUGCAUCUUAAUGGUGGAUCUUUAGGAGAAACUGCUCUACAUAUUGCUGCAUCCUUAGACGUUGAAGAUGCCAUUGAAUGUGCACAAAUGUUACUGAAAAGCGGUGCACUGCCCAAUAUUGCAAGAAAUGACGGUGAAACAGCACUGCACAUUGCUGCACGAAAUCCAUUAUUUGAAAUGACUAGGGUUUUGCUCAUGGAGGGCGCUGAUCCGCGAAUCACUUCUCAGGCUGGUGAAACAGCUUUACAUGUUGCUUCACAAAGUUGCAAUAGUAAUGCAGUGAUAUUAAUGUUGGAAUACCUAUCACAAAUAUUACCGCGACAAGAAAUUGAGGAUUUCGUAAAUGCUCGAACUCUUAAAAAUGGACUAACUGCAGUUCAUUACGCAGCUGAAGUGAGCCCUGACCAGUUAAAAUCGCCGGAAGAUGCUGCAAAAUUAAUCAAUACAUUGAUUGAUUAUGGUGGAAAACCUGAACUGCAAACUCUUUCGACAGGUGAUACGACAAUGCACUUGGCCGCACGGUCGGGUAAUGAAGCUGUGCUACUGGCAGUCGUCGAAAAAAUUGGAGCUGGAGCUGUACAAAUUGUUCAAAACAAGCAAUCAAAGAAUGGUUGGUCACCUUUACUUGAAGCUUGUGAUCGUGGGCAUCAAGGAGUUGCACGCAUCCUUUUACAGCAUCAUGCACGUAUUGAUGUAUUUGAUGAGAAUGGUCGUACUGCCUUACAUUUAGCUGCUGCGAAUGGCCAUCUUGAGCUCACCCAUUUACUUUUACAGAAUAAAGCUUUUGUUAACAGCAAAUCAAAAUUGGGAGAAGCGCCUUUGCAUUUGGCUGCACAAAAUGGCCAUGUAAAAGUCGUAAAUUUGUUGGUACAGGAUCAUGGUGCAGCACUUGAAGCAAUCACACUGGAUAAUCAGACUGCUCUCCAUUAUGCUGCACGCCAUGGACAACUUGCAGUCGCGCAGACUUUACUUGCAUUAGGUGCAAAUGCAAAUGCAAGAGAUGAUAAGGGGCAAACUCCCCUUCAUCUUGCAGCUGAGAAUGAUUAUCCGGAUGUCGUCAAAUUAUUUCUGAAAAUGAAGCAAAAUAAUCGAGGAGUUCUUACGGCAAUCGAUCAUAAUGGCUUCACAUGUGCACAUAUUGCUGCAAUGAAAGGUUCAUUAGGCGUCGUUAAAGAGCUUAUGAUGAUUGAUAAAGCUAUGGUUAUUCAGGCUAAAACAAAAACGAUGGAAGCUACAACCCUGCAUAUGGCUGCUGCCGGAGGGCAUGCAAAAAUUGUAAAGAUAUUAUUGGAAAAUGGAGCAAAUGCUGAGGAUGAAAAUGCACAUGGAAUGACAGCUUUACAUCUUGGAGCAAAAAAUGGAUUUGUUUCUAUUUUGGAAGUUUUCGAUAAGGCACUAUGGAAGAAAUGCUCACGAAAAACUGGAUUGAAUGCGCUUCAUAUCGCUGCAUAUUAUGGGAAUUCGGAUUUCGUUAAUGAAAUGUUGAAACAAGUUCCAGCAAGUUCAAGAUCCGAGCCACCUAUAUAUAAUCAUCAUGUUGUGAAAGAAUUCGCUACUGAAUAUGGAUUUACACCAUUACAUUUGGCUGCUCAAUCAGGCCAUGAUUCUCUCGUGCGUAUGCUUUUAAAUCAAGGAGUUCAAGUCGACGCUACCUCUACAACUAUGAGCGUGAUUCCUUUGCACUUGGCAGCCCAACAAGGACACAUUGCUGUCGUUGGUAUGUUACUAUCAAGAUCUACUCAGCAACAACAUGCUAAAGAUUGGAGAGGUCGUACUCCACUGCAUCUUGCAGCUAUGAAUGGACAUUAUGAAAUGGUUUCAUUACUUAUUGCUCAAGGUUCGAAUAUUAACGUCAUGGAUCAGAACGGUUGGACUGGAAUGCAUUACGCAACUAAAGCUGGACACAUAAAUGUUGUAAAAUUGUUCGUGAAAAGCUCAGCAGAUGCACAAGCUGAAACAAAAGAAGGAAAAAUUCCAUUGUGUUUUGCUGCUGCUCAUAAUCAUGUUGAUUGUUUGCGUUUUUUGUUGAAGCAAAACCAUGACACUCAUGCACUCAUGGAAGACAGAAAGUUCAUUUUCGACCUAAUGGUAUGUGGGAAAACGAAUGAAAAUGAACCUUUAAAGGAGUUCAUCUUGCAAAGUCCAGCUCCUAUCGAUACUGCUGUAAAGUUAUCUUCAUUAUACAGGGAAAUGAGUGAGAAAGAAAAGGAAAGAGCUCGAGAUCUGUCAAAUGUAUCUGAAUUCGCUGAAGGAAUGGCUGUUGAAUUAUUAAGUAUUGCUGCAAGCGAAUAUAAUGCUGCCCUAUUGUUAAAGGCAAAGGAUAAUCGUGGACGGCCAUUGCUGGAUGUUCUUAUCGAAAAUGAGCAGAAGGAAGUGGUAUCAUAUGCUUCGGUGCAGCGAUAUUUGACCGAGAUUUGGACGGGUCGAGUUGAUUGGUCAUUUGGUAAAACAGUAGCAUUUGCUUUACUUGUACUCGUUUGUCCCCCUGCAUGGUUCUAUUUUUCAUUGCCACUGGAUACUCGCAUUGGUCGAGCUCCAAUCAUCAAAUUUGUUUGUCAUAUAGUGUCGCAUGUGUAUUUUACUGUACUGUUAACUAUAGUCGUCCUCAAUAUCUCACACAAGAUAUAUGAGGUGACAAGUAUAAUACCUAAACCUGUUGAAUGGAUUCUCCUUUUGUGGUUGUCUGGAAAUCUUGUUUCGGAGCUAUCAAAUAUUGGAGGAGGAUCAGGAUUAGGUAUUGUAAAGGUACUGAUACUCGUCUUGAGUGCUGCUGCAAUAGCAGUGCAUGUACUUGCAUUCACAUUACCUGUGCUGUUUAUGCAACAUCUUGAUAACGAUGAAAAACUACAUUUUGCGAGGACAAUGCUGUAUUUAAAGAACCAGCUAUUCGCAUUUGCACUGCUAUUUGCAUUCGUUGAAUUUCUGGAUUUCUUAACCGUACACCACCUCUUCGGUCCAUGGGCAAUUAUUAUCAGAGACCUUAUGUACGACCUCACUAGAUUUUUGGUUAUCCUUAUGCUUUUUAUCGCUGGAUUUACUCUUCAUGUCACAUCAAUCUUUCAGCCAGCGUAUAAACCCACUGAUGAAGAUAGUGCAGAAUUGAUGAGAUUGGCUUCACCGGAGCAAACUUUAGAGAUGUUAUUUUUUUCGCUGUUCGGUUUAGUUGAACCAGACACAAUGCCACCUUUGCACCUCGUACCUAAUUUUGCAAAAAUUAUUCUCAAACUUCUAUUUGGAAUAUAUCUUCUUGUCACAUUAAUUGUAUUGAUCAACCUAUUAAUUGCAAUGAUGUCCGAUACUUAUCAACGAAUUCAAGCACAAUCAGAUAAAGAAUGGAAAUUUGGGCGAGCAAUAUUAAUUCGGCAAAUGAACAAACGUUCAGCGACCCCAGCACCAAUUAAUAUGUUAACCAAAUUAAUUGCCGUCUUGCGAGUUGCCUAUAGAAAUAAAUUAAAAGUUUGCACUCAAAAAGCACAACAAGAUCUCCGGUAUGAAGAGGAUAUAGACGCAUUCUCUAUGAAUGGAGACACCGGCCGAGUAAGUCCUCUACCACAUCAUGAAAAUGAAGAAAAUGAAAUUGGAAAAAGUGGUAAUUGGAACAUAGAAACGGUUAUUGACUGGAAAAGGAUAGUAGGAAUGUAUUAUCAAAUGAAUGGUACCGUGGAUACUGAUGAUGUUAAUAUUGAAGUGACGGCAUCCUAA